Molecule: messenger RNA, 12055 nt
Organism: Rhodamnia argentea
Lineage: Eukaryota; Viridiplantae; Streptophyta; Magnoliopsida; Myrtales; Myrtaceae
Product: E3 ubiquitin-protein ligase UPL1
Biological process (GO): protein polyubiquitination; positive regulation of protein catabolic process; proteasome-mediated ubiquitin-dependent protein catabolic process
Molecular function (GO): protein binding; ubiquitin-protein transferase activity
Source: RefSeq, a predicted model, not a curated record
AUUCUUCUCCACUUAUCUCUCUUCUCUCUCUUCUCUCUCGCUCUAAAUCUUUCGCUUUGAUCGUCGUAAAACCCUAAUUCUGAAUCGCAAGUGAGCCUAAUCCCAGGCCUUCGUGCGCACCAGCACGCUCGGGAUUUUUCGAUCGCACUGCUCUUGGAGCAUCCGAUCAUCAGGAACAGUGAUUGAAAGUUCCGCCGCUGCUUCGCGCUGCUCCUCAGAAUCGGUCGCUCGUUGGGUGUCCUUGAUCGGUCAAUUCUCCGCCGCCGAGAAUUGAUCGGUUUCUCGAAGUGCUCUUGCUUCGUGCAAUGCGUAAGGUUACAACAUGAAGAUGAAGCGGAGAGCCGUGGAAGUGCCUCCAAAGAUUAGAUCCUUCAUUGACAGUGUUACUGCUGUUCCACUCGAGAACAUAGAAGAGCCCCUUAAAUGUUUUGUCUGGGAGUUUGAUAAGGGAGAUUUUCAUCACUGGGUUGAUCUUUUCAAUCAUUUCGAUUCAUUUUUUGACAAGCACAUUAAGUCGAGAAAAGAUUUACAGCUCGAUGAUAAUUUUUUGGAAUCUGAUCCUCCCUUCCCAAAGGCUGCGGUUCUUCAAAUUCUUCGUGCAAUACGGAUAAUCUUGGAAAAUUGCACGAAUAAACACUUCUACAGUUCAUAUGAGCAGCAUCUCUCAUCUUUGCUUGCUUCAACUGAUGUGGAUGUUGUUGAGGCUUGCUUGCAAACUUUGGCUGCCUUCCUUAAAAAGACUAUAGGGAAGGGCUCUAUCAGAGACGCAUCUUUGAAAUCCAAGCUUUAUGCUCUUGCACAAGGUUGGGGUGGAAAGGAAGAGGGCCUUGGACUUGUUCAAUGUGCUGUGCAGAGUGGGUGUGACACCAUUGCCCAUGAGUUGGGCUGCACCCUUCAUUUUGAAUUUUACGAGGCAGAUGAAUUGCCUAGAGAUUCAGGAAAUGAACAGCUAAUCCAGGGGUUACAGGUCAUUCAUCUGCCUAAUGUGAAUGCUUGUCCGGAAACUGAUCUAGAGCUUUUAAAUAAGCUGGUUAUGGAGUACAAAGUACCCAGUGGUUUAAGAUUUUCAUUGCUAACAAGACUGCAGUUUGCAAGGGCGUUCAGCUCUUUAGCUGCUCGGCAGCAGUACACCUGCAUUCGCCUAUAUGCCUUCAUAGUUCUAGUUAAAGCAAGCAGUGAUGCUGAUGAUUUAGUUUCUUUCUUUAAUACAGAACCUGAAUUCAUCAAUGAAUUAUUAUCAUUAUUGAGCCAUGAAGAUGCAGUUCCUGAAAAAAUCCGCAUACUGUGUCUACUUUCAUUGGUUGCUCUUUGUCAGGAUCGAUCUCGUCAGACGACCGUCCUGACUACAGUUACAUCAGGUGGAUACCGAGGUAUCCUUUCCAGUCUCGUGCAGAAGGCUAUUGAGUCUGUUACAAGUGGUUCCUCGAAGUGGUCUGUUGUAUUUGCUGAGGCUCUACUAUCUCUUGUUACCACUCUGGUUUCAUCAUCAACUGGGUGUUCUGCCAUGCGAGAAGCAGGAUUCAUAGCUACUUUGCUUCCCCUUCUCACUGAUACGGAUCCACAGCACUUGCACUUGGUCUGUACAGCCGUGCAUAUUCUUGAAGCUUUCAUGGAUUAUAGUAACCCAGCUGCUGCAUUGUUCAGGGAGCUGGGGGGUCUGGAUGAUACCAUUCAACGCUUGGAGACAGAAGUGUCUUAUGUAGAAAAUGGUUCUAAGCAGCAAGGUGAAAAGGUUGAGUGCAGUGCCAGUGCAGAUGUAGUGUCCGGUGCUUCCAGUGACCUGGAUAACAUACAGCCUCUGUAUUCUGAAUCAUUGGUUUCACACCACCGGCGGCUACUAAUGAAAGCUUUGUUGCGUGCAAUAUCCCUAGGAACUUAUGCGCCUGGAAAUACUACAAGUAUUAAUGGCUCCACCGAGAGGUUGUUGCCUCAUUGCCUGUGUGUAAUUUUCCAAAGGGCGAAGGAUUUUGGUGGUGGUGUUUUCUCACUUGCAGCGACUGUCAUGAGUGAUUUGAUUCAUAAAGAUCCUACAUGCUUUCCCAUUUUAGAGGCAGCUGGUCUUCCUUCUGCUUUCUUGGAUGCUAUCUUGGAUGGUGCUAUCUGCUCUGCAGAAGCAAUAUCUUGCAUACCUCAGUGUCUGGAUGCCUUGUGCCUCAAUAAUAACGGUCUCCAGGCUGUGAAAGAUCGAAAUGCCUUGAGGUGCUUUGUGAAAAUAUUUACCUCUAGAGGAUUUUUGCGCUGGCUUACAGGCGAUACACCCGGUUCCUUGUCUAGUGGACUGGACGAACUACUGCGCCAUGCUUCCUCAUUGCGUGGACCUGGUGUGGAUAUGCUGAUUGAGAUUUUGAACGCAAUUUCAAACAUCGGGUUAGGGGUUGAUUCAUCCUACUCCUGUAUUGAGUCUGCAUGCUCAUCCUCUGCUAUUCCCAUGGAAACCGAUGCUGAAGGGGGAAGUCUUGUUUCACCAGAUGAUGGGGAGUCAUCCAAGAUGGAUGUUUUGGAGCAUAACCUGGAGCCAUCGCCUGAUGCUUCUGGCUUGAAUGUUGAGGCUUUUCUACCCGAUUUUGCUAGUAAUGCGGCUCGUCUUCUUGAAACGGUGCUUCAGAAUGCCGAAACAUGUCGUUUGUUUGUUGAGAAAAAGGGGAUUGAAGCUGUCCUAAGGUUGCUAACAUUGCCUUUAAUGCCGCUGUCAGCUUCACUUGGGCAUAGUUUGUCUAUUGCUUUCAAAAACUUUUCAUUACAGCACUCGGCCUCUCUCGCACGUGCAGUAUGUGCCUUUAUCAGGGAGCAUUUAAAGGAAGCUGUUGAUCUCUUAAUAUCGGUUGGAGGGACUUCAUUUGCAGCAAUAGAAUCCUCAAGGCAAGCAACUGUAUUGCGACAUCUUUUUAUUCUCGAAGGUAUUCUGUCUCUUUGUAAUUUCCUGUUGAAAGGGACUACAACUUUAUUUUCUGAACUGGGUGCUGCGGAUGCUGAUAUAUUGAUGGGUAUUGGGAGGGCAUAUAAGGAAAUAAUCUGGCAAAUAUCUUUGUUUAGUGAUUCUAAGGGGGAAGAGAAGAGGAAUAAUCUUGAGCAAGAACCUGAGAGUUCUGAUGCAGGUUCUUCCAGUGCUGUUGGAAGGGAGAGUGAUGACGAUGCAAAUAUACCAGUGGUGAGAUACAUGAACCCUGUUUCAGUGAGGAACAGUUCUCAUUCUUUGUGGGGCGGAGAAAGAGAAUUUCUUUCAAUUGUGCGAUCUAGUGAAGGUUUGCACCGACGUAGUCGGCAUGGUUUCACACGCAUACGUGGAGGAAGGACAGGGAGGCACUUGGAGGCUCUGAACAUUGACUCUGAAGCUUACUCAAAUGCGCCAGAUACCUCUUCCUUGGAAUUGAGAAAGAAGAGUCCAGAUGUGCUCAUCGUAGAAAUUUUAGGCAAAUUGGCUUCAACAAUACGUUCCUUUUUUACAGCACUUGUCAAGGGUUUCACCUCAUCAAACCGUCGCAGAGGCGACUCAGGUGCAUUGGGAACGGCUUCAAAGACCCUUGGAUCUGCAUUGGCCAAAAUAUUUUUCUAUGCUCUCUGUUUUCCAGGGCAUUCAACUUCUGAAGGGCUUGACAUGUCUCUGUCAGUGAAAUGUCGGUACCUUGGUAAGGUUGUGGAUGAUAUGGCGGCUGUCACAUUUGACAGUAAACGCCGGACAUGUUAUGCAGCAAUAGUGAACAGCUUUUAUGUUCAUGAAACAUUCAAAGAGCUACUUACCACUUUUGCAGCUACGAGUCAGUUGCUCUGGGCGCUUCCAUAUUCUAUGCGAACAUCAGGGGAUGAUCAUGACAAGCUAGUUGAAGAAACUAAACAAUCUGGCAGAACAUGGCUUCUCGACACGCUUCAAAGCUACUGUCGCGAAUUGGAGUAUUUUGUCAACCCUACUUUUCUGUUAUCUCCUUCUGCCUCCCAGGCUCAGUUACUCGUGCAACCAGCUACAACUGGUCUGUCUCUAGGACUGUUUCCUGUACCGAGGGAUCCAGAAGUCUUUGUGAAGAUGUUGCAAUCUCAAGUCCUGGACGUCAUACUUCCUAUCUGGAACCACCAACUAUUUACCAAGUGCAGUCCUGGUUUUAUAGCUUCUAUUGUUUCCCUUGUUACACACGUGUAUUCAGGCACUGGUGAUUUGAGAAGGAACCGUAAUGGUGCUGUUGGGAGUACGAACCAGCGAUACGUACCUCCUCCACCUGAUGAGGCAACUAUUGCAACCAUUGUUGAUAUGGGCUUUACAAGGGCAAGAGCGGAGGAAGCCCUAAGACGGGUUGAAACAAACAGUGUCGAAAUGGCAAUGGAGUGGCUGUUCAGUCAUGCUGAGGACCCUGUGCAGGAGGAUGAUGAACUGGCACGAGCACUUGCUCUGUCACUGGGGAGUUCAUCUGAAACGAGUAAAAUUGAUGUUGCUGACAAGUCAAUGGAAGUUGAAACGGAUGGAGGCCAGACUAAGGCGCCCCCUGUUGAUGAUAUUCUUUCUGCUUCAGUCAAGUUGUUUCAAAAUGGUGACAUUAUGGCGUUCACCUUGACGGAUCUGUUUUCUAGCCUCUGCAACAGAAACAAAGGAGAAGAUCGUUCAAAGGUGGUGGUACAUCUUAUCCAGCAGUUAAAGCUUUCUGGGCAUAUGUUGAGGGACAUACAUGCACUUUGUAUCAUAUCCCGUGUGAUGGCACUGCUCCUUUUAGAAGAUGGAAGUGCACGAGAAAUCGCUGCUCAAGAGGGUAUUGUGUCUGCUGUGAUCGAUAUUCUGAUGAACGCCAAGUCUAAAAGUGAGUGGGGGGAUGAGACUUUGUACCAAAAGUGCAUUAGCGCAUUGCUACUUAUAUUGGAUAACAUGCUGCAGUCCAGGCCCAAAGUUUCUUCAGAGAAUACUGGGGUUGCAAUGAGAUCUCUACCUGACUCAUCUGCAGAGCAGGCAUCAUUACCAAUGACAGCCCCUGUCAUAGAAAAUAAAGAAGCUCCUGAUGUCCGUGACAAAGAAUCUGGUACUGCCAUGGAGAAGAUAUUUGGCAACGCUACUGGUCAUUUGACUAUUGAAGAGAGUCAUAAGUUAUUGGAAGUUGCAUGUGACUUAAUAAAGGAUCAUGUCCCUGCGAUGAUCAUGCAAGCCGUUCUGCAACUUUGUGCUCGUUUGACGAAAUCUCACACCCUGGCUUUGCAGUUUCUAGAAAAUGGAGCAUUGCCAGCACUUUUCAGUCUCCCCAAAGCUUGUUUCUUCCCUGGAUAUGACACUGUUGCAUCUGCUAUAAUACGGCAUCUGCUCGAAGAUCCUCAGACACUGCAAUCGGCUAUGGAAUUGGAGAUUCGACAGACUGUGAGUGGAAACAGGCAUGCAGGGCGUCUAUCCCCGAGAAUAUUCUUGACAUCUAUGGCACCUGUCAUCUCCAGAGAUCCUGCUAUCUUCAUGAGAGCUGCAACUGCUGUUUGUCAAGUGGAGUCAUCAGGGGGUAGGAACUUUGUUGUUUUGUCAAAGGAAAAGGAAAAGGAAAAGGAGAAGCCAAAAACAUCAAGUGAACAGAGUCUAAAUUUGAAUGAAACUGGUCGGGCUACUGAAAGUAAAGUUCUUGAGGGAUCGGCUAAAUGUUCCAAGGUCCACAAAAAAGUUCCUGCCAAUCUCACCCAGGUCAUUGACCACCUCCUUGAUAUUGUACUGAAAUUUCCUUCACCUAAAGGCCAGGAUGAGUGUGCGAAUUGCUCAUCGCCCAUGGACGUUGAUGAACCUAUAACCAAGGUAAAGGGCAAAAGCAAGGUUGGCGAUAACAGAAAAAAUGAGUUGGAAUUUGAUAGAUCUGCUGGAUUGGCUAAAGUGACUUUUGUCCUAAAAUUAUUGAGUGAUAUUCUCUUGAUGUACGCACAUGCCGUGGGGGUUAUACUGAAACGAGAUCUCGAGAUGGCUCAGUCACAAGUUUCUAGUCAUUCAGAUUGCUCUGGAAUAUUGCACCAUAUUUUACAUUAUCUCCUUCCAUUAUCAGCUGAUAAAUCUUUGGGACCUGAUGAAUGGAGAGACAAGUUGUCUGAGAAGGCAUCAUGGUUUCUGGUUGUUUUGUGUGGUCGAUCUGGAGAAGGGCGAAGGCGAGUAAUCUGUGAAUUAGUGAAAACAUUGUUGUCUUUCUCAUACCUGGAAAGCAACUCUGCCAGAACCUCUUUAUUGCCAGAUAAAAAGGUUUUCUCGUUUGUUGAGUUAGCAUAUUCUGUAUUGUCAAAAAAUUCAUCACCUGGCACCUUGCCUGGUUCAGGAUGCUCACCUGACAUAGCAAAAAGUAUGAUAGAUGGAGGCAUGGUACAGUGUUUGACAGGAAUUCUUCAAGUUAUCGAUCUGGACCAUCCUGAUGCUCCAAAAACUGUAAACCUUAUAGUGAAAUCUCUGGAGAGCCUCACAAGAGCUGCCAAUAUGAAUGAGCCAGUGACUAAGUCCGAUGGUACAAAUAAGAAAAAAUUUGUGGGUUCAAUUGAUAGGGUGAAUGAGCAUAUAAAUGCAACUUCAGCUGUGGAAACAGCAGAGCAAAGUCAGAGCAGGUUCAGUCAGGAGGAAGUUGCAGAUGCUGCUGAGACACAAGAACCACAGCUUCGAGGAUCUUCCCAAAUUGAUGCAAGUCGUGAUGUGAAUCCCGAUCGGUUGAUGAGCCCAAAUAGGGUAGGUGAAGCAGAAGAGACACUGGCUUCCAGUCCUGCUGCAAACCUUGAGAUGGAAUUCAUACGGGAAGAGAUGGAAGAAGGGGGUUCAUCGCAUAACACAAACCGCCUUGAGGUGACAUUCGGUGUUGAGAACAGAGCAGAUGAUGACAUGGGUGAUGAAGAUGACAUGGGUGAUGAUGGUGAGGACGACGAUGAUGACGAUGAUGGUGAGGACGACGAUGAAGCUGAAGAUGGUACUGGUAUGAUGUCUCUAGCUGAUACUGAUGUAGAAGACCACGACGACACUGGCCUAGGGGAUGACUACAAUGAUGAGAUGAUUGAUGAAGAAGAUGAUGACUUCCAUGAAAACCGCGUUAUUGAAGUAAGGUGGCGGGAAGCUCUUGAUGGGUUGGAUGAUCAUUUGCAGGUGCUUGGUCAACCUGGAGCUACAGGCGGUCUUAUUGAUGUUGCAGCUGAACCUUUUGAAGGGGUGAAUGUGGAUGACCUUUUUGGUCUCCGUAGAUCGCUGGGUUUUGAACGGCGUCGGCAGACAGGUAGGUCUUCCUUUGAACGAUCCACCACAGAAACAUCUGGUUUCCAGCAUCCCCUUCUAUUACGACCAAAUCAGGCGGGAGACAUGGUCUCUAUGUGGUCUGGAGGGAAUUCAUCCAGGGAUCUAGAAUCUUUGACAUCUGAAAGCUUUGAUGCAUCUCACUUUUACAUGUUUGAUGCGCCUGUCCUUCCAUUCGAUCAUUUGCCAAGUAGUCUGUUUAGUAACCGUCUUGGAGGCUCGGGGCCUCCACCUUUGUCUGAUUACUCAAUAAAUUUGGACUCCCUACAACUACCGGGUCGCAGAGGACCUGGUGAUGGACGGUGGACUGAUGAUGGCCAGCCUCAGAUUGGUUCCCAAGCUUCUGCAAUAGCUCAGGCAAUAGAAGACCAGUUCCUUUCUCAUUUUCAUCAAAGCAUUCCUGCCAGCAGUCCAGCUGAAAGGCAAUUAGAGAAUUCGGAGGUACAGGAGAAGGAACAGCAGGAUGCCCCACCUUCAAGUAGUAUUCAACCCGAAGUUGAGGUCAACAAUAGCAUUGACCAACCAGUUGAAGAUCAACAUCAAGAAGGUUGUAAUGAAGCUGAAAAUCAAGAGAAUAUUCAGGCUGUUGAGAAUGUUCCUCUUGAAGAACAAGUCAAUACUGAGUCGGCUACCGAAGAGCCCAUGUCUAUUCAACCACUUUCACUGAACUACACUCCCAGUCAACAAGAUAACAUGGAAAUUGGGGAUAGAAACGGGGCCAUUGGUCAGGAGGGAGAGACGGCACAUGAAUUGGCCAUCUCAUCAACAGAGUCACUUGAUCAAGUUGGCUCAAAUGUGCUUGCAGAUGGACGUGAUAUAGCUGCUCAUACGACUGGAGGAUCUUUGAUGGUGGGUCAUCAGGCCAAUAAUCAAGUCAUUGCUCUUUCUAAUUUAGAUAGGGCAAGUGAUGCUGACGCCUCUUCUGCACUGCCCAAUGCUGACAUUGACAUGAAUAGUUUUGAUGCCGAAGAAAAUCAAAUCGAGCAAUCUGUGCCUGUCCCUGAACCUUGUGGGAAUGAAUCCUCAGCAAUGCAGGCCGCCGUAGUUGCUCAAAAUGGGAAUCACACCGAUCAAACUGGUUUAGACAGUGAUGUACCUGGGGGAAAUGUUAUUGAUCCAACAUUCUUGGAGGCAUUACCUGAAGACUUGCGCGCCGAAGUUCUAGCUUCUCAACAGGCCCAGUCCGUUCAACCUCCAACUUAUGUGCCGCCAUCAGCAGAUGAAAUUGAUCCUGAGUUCUUAGCUGCCCUUCCUCCAGAUAUUCAAGCUGAAGUUCUGGCCCAACAACGAGCGCAAAGGAGUGCACAGCUGGCCCAGCCAGUCGAUAUGGAUAAUGCCUCAAUAAUUGCUACUUUUCCGGCUGAUUUACGCGAAGAGGUACUUUUGACUUCAUCAGAAGCAGUGUUGUCAGCAUUGCCUUCCCCACUACUGGCUGAAGCCCAUAUGUUGAGGGAUCGAGCAAUGAGUCAUUAUCAAGCUCGUAGCCUGUUUGGAAGCAGCCACAGAUUGAGUAACCGGAGGAAUGGUUUGGGUUUUGAUAGGCCAGCAAUGGACAGGGGAGUUGGAGUUACAAUUGGCCGAAGGGCAUCUUCUACUGUAUCUGAUAGCUUGAAGAUGAAGGAAUAUGAGGGUGAACCGCUUUUGGAUAGAAAUGCACUAAAAGCGUUAAUUCGCCUCCUGAGGUUAGCUCAGCCUCUUGGCAAGGGCCUGCUCCAGAGACUGUUGCUCAACUUAUGCGCACACAGCAUUACAAGGUCAAGUUUAGUUGAUCUUUUGCUCAACAUGAUUAAGCCAGAAGCUGAAGGUUCAGAAAGUGGAUUGGCGAGAAUCAACUCCCAGAGGCUCUAUGGCUGUCAGUCAAACAUUGUUUAUGGUCGUUCACAGUUGUUGGAUGGUCUUCCUCCUUUGGUGUUGCGUCGGAUUCUUGAGAUUAUGACUUACUUGGCUAGAAAUCAUCCUGCCGUGGCCAGUAUGUUGUUUUACUUUGAUUUCUCACUCUUGCGGGAGCUUCCAAACCCAAGUCACACAGAUGCAAAGUCGCUUAAAGGUAAAGAGAAAAUUGUCGAAGGAGGAGCAGCAUCAGAUGGAUGUCAAAUUCAAAAUGGAGAUGUUCCUUUGGUCCUAUUCUUGAAGCUCUUGAACAGAUCCAUGUUUUCACGGGGCGCUACUCAUUUUGAGCAGGUAUUAGGUCUACUUCAAGUCGUUGUUUAUAAUGCGGCUUCAAAAUUAGAAAGUCAAUCUCGGUCUGAACAAGUGAUAAUUGAGCCCCAGCCACCAGAGCAAUCAGAGCAUGGCAAAAACGAGAAAUCUUCAUUAGAGCCGGAGCUUCAUAAAGAGGAUGAAAAUUCAAAUCUGAACUCAUCUUCUUCAAACGGAAGGAGGAGCAUCAGUAUAUAUGAUGUGUUCCUGCAGCUGCCACACUCUGAUUUAUGCAAUUUGUGCUGUUUGCUGGGACAUGAGGGGCUUUCAGAUAAAGUUUAUGCUCUUGCUGGUGAGGUGCUGAAGAAGUUGGCGCUAGUUGCUGCUCCCCACAGGAAAUUAUUUAUCUCGGAGCUUUCUGGAUUGGCUCAUGAGUUGAGUGGCUCUGCUGUCCGUGAACUAUUUACCCUGAGGAGUACACACAUGCUGGGUUUAAGUGCUGGUUCCAUAGCUGGGGCUGCUAUCCUACGUGUGCUUCAAGCGCUUAGCGCUCUCACUUCAUCCAGUGUUGAUGGGAACUCAAGUGUUGAUACUGCUGUGGAACAGGAAGAGCAAGCUAUGAUGUGGAAGUUAAAUCUUGCUCUUGAGUCAUUGUGGCAAGAACUAAGUGACUGUAUAAGCAUGACAGAGACACAGCUGUGUCAGAACUCGCUGUCAAACAUGAAUAUUGUGGAGCAUGUGCAGGGAACUACUCCUGGAUCUCCGCUUCCUCCGGGGACUCAACGUCUUCUUCCCUAUAUAGAGGCUUUCUUUGUUCUGUGUGAGAAGCUGCAAGCAAGUAAUUCUGUCAUGCAACAGGACCAUGUUAGUAUUUCUGCUAACGAAGUUAAAAAAUCUCCUGGAAGUUCCACAUCAGUGAUUUUAGAAGGUGAUGGGGAAUCUCACAAAAGGCUUGAUGGAACUGUCACAUUUGCUAAGUUUGCUGAGAAGCAUCGCCGGCUUUUGAAUGCUUUUAUAAGACAGAAUCCAGGCUUAUUGGAGAAUUCUCUUUCAAUGAUGCUGAAGGCACCAAGGCUUGUUGAUUUUGACAACAAAAGAGCAUACUUCAGGUCCAGAAUUAGGCAACAACAUGAGCAACAUCUCUCAGGCCAUUUGCGCAUAAGUGUUAGACGGGCUUAUGUGUUGGAGGAUUCUUACAAUCAGUUGAGGAUGCGCCCAACUCAAGAGCUGAAAGGACGACUAAACGUGCAAUUUCAAGGGGAAGAAGGCAUUGAUGCUGGUGGCCUAACUCGAGAGUGGUAUCAGUUGCUAUCAAGGGUUAUAUUCGACAGAGGUGCACUCUUAUUCACAACGGUGGGAAACAACACGACUUUUCAGCCAAAUCCUAAUUCUGUCUACCAAACUGAACACCUUUCAUAUUUUAAAUUCGUUGGACGUGUGGUUGCUAAAGCAUUGUUUGAUGGGCAGCUAUUGGAUGUUCAUUUUACUCGAUCCUUUUACAAGCAUAUUCUUGGAAUUAAAGUAACUUAUCAUGACAUAGAAGCUGUGGAUCCUGACUACUACAAGAAUUUGAAGUGGAUGCUGGAGAACGAUGUGAAUGACAUUCUCGACCUCACGUUCAGUAUGGAUGCAGAUGAGGAGAAACACAUUCUUUAUGAGAAAAAUGAGGUCACUGACUAUGAGCUUAAACCGGGAGGAAGGAAUAUAAGGGUUACAGAAGAAACAAAGCAUGAGUACGUGGACCUUGUCGCUGACCAUAUUUUAACCAAUGCUAUCAGGCCUCAAAUCAGUUCCUUCCUGGAAGGCUUUAAUGAGUUAAUAACUCAGGAGCUUAUAUCUAUUUUCAAUGAUAAAGAGCUUGAGCUACUGAUUAGUGGACUUCCAGAAAUUGAUUUGGAUGAUUUGAGAGCCAACACCGAGUAUACUGGUUUUUCAGCUGCAUCGAGUGUUGUUCAGUGGUUUUGGGAGGUUGUUAAAUCUUUUAACAAAGAAGAUAUGGCAAGAUUGCUUCAAUUUGUCACUGGAACCUCUAAGGUUCCAUUAGAGGGGUUCAAGGCUUUGCAAGGCAUAUCUGGUCCUCAGAGAUUCCAGAUUCACAAAGCAUAUGGAGCUCCUGACCGUCUACCUUCAGCUCAUACAUGUUUUAAUCAACUGGACCUGCCAGAAUAUAUUUCCAAAGAACAGCUUCAGGAACGCCUGCUUCUUGCAAUUCACGAGGCUAGUGAAGGGUUUGGAUUCGGUUGAGCAAUUUUUUGUGCCAGAUGUCAUUGAUAUUACAAGUGUCUUCAGGUACAAGCUGCAUCAUUUUCAGCUGCUCCAUGUCCAGGCGGAGGUGUUCUCGUCGAUUCAAAAUUCUGCAGAGCUUUUUACCCCUAGUGCCGAAGGUGUGCGAUCAGAUGACCAUUUCUCUGAGCUUCCCUACAAUGCUUCUUGAGAAGUAAGCGGGAACUAUUUCGGUUUCGAGUUAAAAGAAGACGAGCCUGCUAUUUAUAUAAAUGUAGUAAUAGUUGCAUAGCCUCUUAGCAAGUAGGCUGGUACAUAGUCUGUUUUGCUGUGCGCGAGAACCGAAGUGACCCGGCACAAGGAGCUGCCUUUCUUUUUGUGCUUUAUGAAUACCAUUUACAGCUCUUGGAUAGAGCCAGCCCAACUUAUUUAUCACCUCUUUUCUGUACAUAAACAGACCCCACCUUUUGAUAAAGCAUUGAAUAUAUUAUAGGG